AUGAACCUUUCAGAAGGGGUUAGGGAUGUCAUUCUGUGGAGAGACAUUGAGGAGCGCCUGGUCCCGUUCAGAUCUUCUGAUGCAUGGGAAUGCAUUCGGUCUCGUGGCAUUCAGGUGAGUUGGUACAAUCUGGUCUGGUUCUCGCAAUGUAUACCAAGGCAUGCUUUUGUUCUAUGGCUCGUCUUCAGAAGGAAGUUGGUCACACAAGACAGGUUAAGGCAAUGGAACAUUGAUAAUAAGGAUUGCAUGAAUUUAAUGUGCUGUUUGCUUUGUCAUAAUAACAUUGACUCGCACUAUCAUCUUUUCUUUGAAUGUAAGUAUGCGACAGAGGUUUGGAUGCGAGUUAGGGAGAAUUCAGCCAUGAAAGCUGUGGGAUCUAAUUGGGACGAGAUUGUGAACUGGUUACUUCCUCGGGCUAGGUCGAGAUCUAUAGCCUCCAUUAUUGGCAAGCUCUUGGUUGCGGCUUCAGCUUAUGUUAUCUGGCAGAAAAGGAACUCCAGGUUUUUUAACAAUCAAUUGCGGCCUCCGGAAAAGUUGGCUGACCACAUCAUCAGCAAUGUUCGACUAAAGCUCAAAUCAUUAAAAUUCAAGGACACAACAAAUGUGCGGCGGGUUUUACAAGGAUGGGAGAUUAGUUUUGAAGACAUUUAG
This is a messenger RNA of Helianthus annuus (common sunflower), 651 nucleotides long. RefSeq lists its product as uncharacterized. Bases 1 to 651 code for a protein of 216 amino acids. The record is from RefSeq and is a predicted model, not a curated record. NCBI's taxonomy places the organism in Eukaryota, Viridiplantae, Streptophyta, Magnoliopsida, Asterales, Asteraceae. The transcript has a single exon.